GCAACCCUGACUUGGGAAAGCUGGAAUUGCGCAGCAGAGAGCCCUGGCAAGAGAAGCCAGCAACCUCUGGGGCUCUCCCCUCCGUGCGGCACGGCGGCCUCGCUGGGGUUGCGUGCUUAAGCCGUCUUCAAUGGACGCCGGGCAGGAGCUGGAGAAGAGCAGCUGUUGUCCCCCUGCGGAGCGAGGAGGUGACCCGAUGGACAGUGGGGCAUGGAGUUGAACCGGCUGCUGGUCUUCGUUGUAUUCCUGUUCCAGAUGAGACUCUCCGGGAUGUGGCCCACGGAGCUUGUAUGUGACAGGCGACUGAUUCAGAAAUACGUGGCUGAAGCUGUGGACAUGGAGGAAACGUUGAGCCAAUGUGAAGAAUUUCCUUUGCUCCUGGAACCCGUGCAUUUACCCUUGGUGGGGUUGAACCUCAGGGUGUGGAAAACAAAGACGAACGAAGUCAAGGCGCAGGAAAUCCUCCAAGCGUUGAUCCAACUGAUGGAUGGCGUAGCGGUGGCCCAGCGAUCGACGAACGAGACCUGCAUCCUGGUACGUCUUCAGCAGCUUUAUGAGAAAGCCAACUUCUUCCUUCAGCACUUAAGGAGCUUCCAAGGGCAGGAACAAAGUAUCACGGCACAGCCAGAAAACGUCCCCAAACUGAUUUCGACAAGAAACCUUAGGACAGUCUUCUGGACCUACGUGCAGCUUUUGCAAGGAAAGUUGAACUUCCUGUUCUAUGACCUCCGGGAAAACUCCUGUGCUGAGGAGGACCAUCCGCCUGGGGUUGCCCUUCCUCCAUAGCACCUUGGCCACAUCAAGCGGGCAUUGAGUAACCCUGCAGGUGGGCUGGCAAGAGACAUCGACCAAUGCAGCUAUUGGAGGAGAAAAGCCACCUGGACGCUGGGGUGGAAGAACAGGGCUGACCAAGCCCUCAGAAUUGUGGGAGGGGGAGGGCUGAUGGUAAAAGGUGGGGGAGAAAAAGAAGAGGGUGUGUGUGUUGUGUUAACCCUGGAGAUCCCAAUUCUCUGCAUUUAGUACCAACUUGCUUCAACUGCCUGCAAAAAAAACCCAAACCAAACUCGAGGCUUACGGAGUUGGGCAAGUCUGCCUCUCCCCCCUAAAAAGGUUUUGGCAUCUUUCUCCUCUAACCCGGUCGAUGUCCUCAUGGAAUAAGCACCUCCAAUGAACUCUACGGAAACUCAGUGGAAAAGAUGAGGGCAUUCAGACCAUCUUGCUCGAACAAUUCUGGGCCAUCUGAGUCGGAAUCAGCGGAGCAACCUCAUUGCUCCCCCAUAACGUUAUCUUGUGCAAACCAACUUCUUCGUCAUGAAGGUGGUUAUCUUAUUAAUUAGUCAUUAAGGACGAAGAUAUUCUGGGCUUUGCAACAGAGGCUCUACAAGGGCCCCUUAAUUAUUACUAUUUUUUGCAGCCGUGACCUAGGAUUUAAGCAUUUCUCAGUGCAAGGGUCAGCAACUUGCGGCUCUGGAGCCGCAUGUGGCUCUUUCAUCCUUCUGCUGUGGCUCCCUGUCGCCAGUCGGCUCCACAAUUGAUAGGGCUUUCGGUUAGGACAGGUAAAGGAAAACGGAUACCAUGCUAGGAAGAGACUCUAUGUUGCGGGAACUGGAUUUCCACUCGGCUUCAGAACUGAACAGAGGGACUUCCAGUUAGGACCUUGGUGGCUCCUUUGAGUGUUCCAAGGUUGCUGAGCCUUCUCUUAGUGGGCGUGUAUAUACUGGGGUUUUCUUCAAGGACCAGAAUUGAAACCUAGAGUAGGGGUCUCCAACUCCUGGCCCAGUACUGGGCCGCACAAGAGGCUGGGCAGUACAUGCACGCGCACAACCAGCGGUGGCUCAGUUCUCCCUCAUUACCCUCCCGGACCGAGAGCAUCUCCUGGCAAAUUACUACGCCCAGAUAAAUUCCAGGCCUAUUUUCCUGCCUGUGGAUUCCAUUCUAAUAAACUUGUCUUAUGAAAACCACAUCUAGGCAAUACCAUUUGGAGGGAUCGGGGGAAUUUGAGAAUCAGCAAAAUGCUUGCCUGGAUGUCCUCACUUUAUAUCAAGAAGCUGCAGGGGGAGGAGGGGGAGGAAAAGAGCAGCCGAGCAUUUUCUGAUUAAGGUAGGGCUCUCUAA
Thamnophis elegans (Western terrestrial garter snake) is the source of this 2114-nucleotide messenger RNA. RefSeq names its product thrombopoietin (gene THPO). Gene Ontology annotation, molecular function: cytokine activity; hormone activity. Gene Ontology annotation, biological process: cell population proliferation; positive regulation of ERK1 and ERK2 cascade; positive regulation of hematopoietic stem cell proliferation. Bases 211 to 786 code for a protein of 191 amino acids. Gene Ontology annotation, cellular component: extracellular region. Lineage: Eukaryota; Metazoa; Chordata; Lepidosauria; Squamata; Natricidae. The transcript is spliced from 5 exons. The record is from RefSeq and is a predicted model, not a curated record.